Messenger RNA from Pseudo-nitzschia multistriata, 1305 nucleotides. The record is from the annotation of a GenBank genome assembly. NCBI's taxonomy places the organism in Eukaryota, Bacillariophyta, Bacillariophyceae, Bacillariales, Bacillariaceae.
CGUUUUCUCGCUCGGUCACAUGAAAAGGUACGAAUCGAUGGACACUUACUGUAAGGUACGGUACAACACCGUAGAAAAGUUGCUGGAGCAAUCGACAGCACGACAAAACAAAGAAAUGCUGACCAUAGCGGGAGCAACGUUGCCCCCCAGGUGACCUAGCGCUCGCUACACGCACGACUACUCUGCUGUACCCUCCAUCUCGUACGAUAUCAUAGCGAUAAUGUUCAUUCUCGGGCGAUUUAGAAAGCAUUUUCGAGUUUUGGGAUCUAUUUUCUCUCCAACAACUCCAUCUCACAAAACCAAAUUCGCAGCAAUCCAAAACGAAUAGCAAAAGAAACCAAAAACAAACAAGAUGAACUUCUCUCUCGCCGCCGCCACCCUUCUCGCUACUGCCUCCACCGCUUCUGCUUUCGGAACCAAGCAACUCGCACCCACCUUUGUCCCCGAUGCCAACGCCUUCGCCUAUGGACUCCCUGGUGCCAUCGAACCCGUCGGAAACUUCGACCCCUUGGGUUUCGCCGAAGGAAAGGAUUUCGAAACCAUUAAGCAGUACCGUGAGGCCGAGCUUCAACACGGACGUGUUGCCAUGCUCGGAGCCCUCGGUAUGCUCAUCACCGAGGAACCCAUCGAGUUCCACCCUCUCUUUGAGGCCGACAACAAGGACAUCGGGCCUGCCAUCCGUCACCUCGACGAGGUCCGCGCUGUCUCGCCUGGAUUCUUCGAGAUUCUCGGAAUCAUCAUUGGUGCCCUCGAAUUGAACCGUGCCCUCACAGGAUGGACCGCUCCCGGUGAUGUUUUCGGAUCCGGCCGUGUCUUCAAGGAAGAUUACUUCACGGGUGACGUCGGUUUCGACCCUCUCGGACUCUCCCCAGAGGACCCCGACGAGUGGUACGCUCUCCACACCAAGGAAUUGCAAAACGGACGUCUUGCCAUGCUCGGAUGGGCCGGUAUGGUUGCCCAGGAACUCGUCAACGGAAAGGAAAUCUUCGUCAACGCCGGACUCGCGGAGGACCGAUUCGACCCUUCCAAGUUGCCUAUCCAAUUCUAAAUAGGUCAGGCUUACAGAGAAGAAAGAUCAUACUAUCAAAACGUCAUCACAAACGUAUUCAUCGUGGAAUUCAUUUGAAUGACGGCUAUUGGAGCAAUGAAAGCCUUGUACAAAUCCAAGUCUCACACGCUGCCCAAUGACGCCGUGAUCCACAAACAAGUCUACCUCAAAGUCCACACCAGCAAUCAACAGCGUAAUCAGGAGAGGGAGACAAUAUCGAACGAAUGCUUUAAUCACAAUAAACCUAUAGAUACACU